Molecule: messenger RNA, 1603 nt
Organism: Erigeron canadensis
Lineage: Eukaryota; Viridiplantae; Streptophyta; Magnoliopsida; Asterales; Asteraceae
Exons: 5
Coding region: 299-1228 (309 amino acids)
Biological process (GO): Golgi vesicle transport
Cellular component (GO): membrane
Source: RefSeq, a predicted model, not a curated record
CCUCACUUAACGAUAACGACGCCGUAACCUUCCCCAGAAAGCAGGUGGGUCUGUCUCGACUGCGCCAUCAUACCCAUCAAUAUAAAUACAAAUACAGAUAGAAAUAUAAACAACAUAUAAAUCUAAAGAAGAAAAAUUCUUUGACCACACAAAAAAUUAACUAACUUUAUUCAUUCAAUCCUAAAACUGAUUGAUUUUUUGUCAAGAUUUUAUAGUUUAGGGUUUCUGUAAGCUUGGCUGUUUUUUGUUGAAGUUUAAUUACUCUAUUGUUAAUAUAUUCAUAUUAAAAGAAAAAUCAAUGGGAUCCCAUUUUGAACAAUGGGAAAAAGAUCCGUUCUUUACUGCCGCAGAAGAAGUUCAAGAAUCUGCUGACAGGAUGGAAUCAAGUUAUAGAACUUUAAUUCAUGCUUUAAAGGAACCAAAUUUAUGGAAAGUAGAAGAACUUAAAAGGGAUUUAAGAAUUGCUCUUGGAACCGCUAAAUGGCAGUUGGAUGAAUUUGAAAAAGCUGUUGGAAAAAGCUAUAGUAAAUUAUCAUGUAACGAUACAAAAACGAGGCAUCGUGAAUUUAUUACUGCAAUGGAGAUUCAAGUUUCUAAGGUGGAAAAGUGUUUGGAUGAAUCUGCGGGUUCUACUGGAAAGCCGCCUCGGCCAUGGGUACAUCUUAAUGAGGGAGAAAGCGAUGAGCUUGCAUUGUUUCUUUCAGGGAAACCUGCGGAAGUUUGUGUGGGUGAUGACCAGUCAACGUCUGAAUGCUUGAAAGAUAACGGGAACAAGUUCUCUAAGCAUAGAAGGACAGCUAGUGCUGAUGCUGACAUUGGUACGUGGAUCAUUGCGGUAGGUGAUGAUGUUUCUGUUAAUGGUGUUGAUGAGAAAACUGAACUGCCUAGGAAAAUACCGAGUUAUUCUGGUUUUUUAAAUACAAUGGAGUCUGCAGCGAAGUUACCGUGGUCGAAGAAUGGUUACAGGAAAUUGAAGUUCGUAGAUCAUGCUAAAUUGCCUGAGACGCAGCCUGUGAGCAGAGGUAUUAAUGCAUGCUAUGAAAGGAGUAAGAGCUGUCUUGAGACUGAUGAUGAUUGUUACCAGAAGCAACUAUAUGGGUGGUAUGGUGCAAUUCAACGACAGGUUCAAAGGUCACAGUACUAUGUGCAGUAUGGUCGGUCUACUCAAAUGGUAUUUUGGGUUCUUGUCCUGAUUUUAUUGUUCGUUGUUACAGUGCAUGUGAUCUGAACUCUGAAGCAAAGAUAUGUCCUUAGUUGCAGCGAAUUCCAGAAUACAUAUACCGUAAAGAACACAAAUUCAACAUUUAGAGAUAAGCAUGGUUCUAAAUAACCUUGCCACUCCCACAUUCCUGCACCGAUCCACUUUUGAUAUAUAAUAAGCAAAUGGUUUGCUGGUGGGGUGAGAAAAUAUAACCUCUUGCCCCUGUUUUGGAUAUGCAUUUGUACAGAUUUAAUUUGUUGUAUUUUCUCAUGUAAUGUAAACUAUAGAUGCUUUAGGACCAAUUGUUUUAAUUGUAAUAGUUCUCCCACUUAGACACGAUCUUCGAGACGCUGUACAUUCUGGGUUCAUGUAUUAGUGAUCUAUGUAGUUAUUCUUGUAUCA